UGAACUGAACCGAACAGCCCGUCAACGCCGGUGACGUCGCAGUUCAGGUGGGGCCGCGAAGGCUCGCGUGCAGGAGGGCGCGCGAGUGACUGGAGAGGCAACAUGUCCGCCGCAGCCGCCGCGCAGCAGAACAACAACGAGGAGCCCGGGCUGAACGGCUCGUGGGUGGAGUUGGAGUUGAAUGGGAACACAGGGCCUGUGUCCCAGCAGCUGACCCCCAGCCUGGCCUCCUCUGCAAGCAAUGGAAAUGAAGGCGAGGCUUCAGCUCCCCUGCAGGCUGUGCAGGAAGUGGAGGAGGAGAGCCUGGCUGGCGGCCUUGAGCAUGUCCCUUCAUCCUCUUCCAUCCAUAAUGGAGACAUGGAGAAGAUCCUGCUGGAUGCUCAGCAUGAGUCCAGCCCCAGCAGCUCCUCCUGUAACAGUCCUCCCCGACCCCACAGUCCUGAACAUGAUGAGGGUCUGAUCACAUUUGAUGUGGAGAUGCCCAGUGAGAGAGAUUGUCAGUCAGAUGACGACAGCCUGGAGAAGGACAGAGAGGACGACAUCCUCAUGAAUAAAGGCGAGAGCUGGGUGGCAGACUGGUCCAGUCGACCUGAAAAUAUACCUCCCAAGGAGUUCCAGUUCCGACACCCAAAGCGUUCCGGUUCAGUCUCUCUGAGUAUGAGAAAGACUGGUGCCAUGAAGAAAGGAGGGGUCUUCUCAGCUGAGUUCCUCAAAGUGUUCAUACCCUCUCUGCUGCUCUCUCACAUUCUCGCCCUGGGACUGGGGGUCUACAUUGGGAAAAGGCUGACCACACCUUCCACCAGUUCAUUUUAAGCCCAAACUCAUACCAGUGCCUGGAAAUUCCAUCUGACGAAGUUGUGUCCAAACACCUCUAACUUGUUUGUUAGAUACUCUCUCUCCUUCUCUGCCUCGUCCUCUUCUCCCCAUACACUUUCUCUCUCUCUCAACUUCCCACUCAUGUUUCUCGUGUUUAUGACCUAUCACCAGAAGAAGCUGGGAGAUCUAUUUGUCAAUCUAGUCUUGUGUUGAUGUUUUACUUUGCAUCUUAUGCUGUGGGUAACUUAGUUGUUUUAGGUGUUUCAUCUUGCUUUCCUGUUUUAACAUGUAAUUAGUACUUAUUAACUGACCUUUCUUCCUUUCUUUUACACUGGUAUGCAAGGCAGACAGGGGUAACACCUGUGGUUCCCAAAACCUACACAGCAACUACUACUACAACCACCAGCACAUUACCAAACUGUCACUUUUUAUCUUCACAGUGUGCUUUGUACCUAUGAUACAGGUUUGGUAGUCUUGUUAGGUUUAGUAGUGCAUAAGAUUGUGAAUGGAUGAUCUUGCAGUUGCAUUUGGAACUUGCCUAGAAUAUUCAGUACUCAGCUCCCCUUUAUUUUCCUUUUAAGCGCCUUUAGACAAAGAGAUUGUGUUCUGUAAAGCCAACCAAUUAAGAUAGCUGUGCCAUCUUUGGAGCGAAUCUACUCCCAGCAUGUAGUUUAAUUCUGGUCUUAAAACUGUGGUCUCAAGUCAAGUCUUAAUUUAAUCACUCCCAAUACAAAUGUGUCCUCCAGGAAAGACAAAAAGGCACACACAUUUAUUUUUUAAAUUAUUACUUUGGUACACUUUAUUAAGCGUACCUUAAAACUGAGAGCUUUAUGUAGACUGUUAAAAGCAGCUUUACCUGAACAUGGUGAUUCACCAGAAUCAAAUGCUCUCUGCUUUACAUAGCAUCAUGUUAGCUUGUAUUAGUUAUAUGCUGAGACAACUUCUUGACCACUCCAUGACUCUGGAGUACAGGUCAGUUUUCUCAGCAUUUCCUCACACCAGCAGGAAGAAGCUUACAAUCCGGAAGUGAGCCUCAUUUGGUAGGGAACUGGAGCUCCACUCUCAGAUUUUCCAAAAUGGAACAAACUUUUGUAUUUUUGGGGGAAAUAUGCUUUAGGUAUAGACAAAGAAAGGUUGUUUUGUAAAAGAGAUAAGCGAGGAGAGAAACUGAGGACGUAGGAGUUAUUGGGGAAAUUGUUGACAUGCAUUUCCUCCCGUUGGAUACAACCUUGGAUGAGUGAUAUUAAUGAAGUUCACUCCUGGUCAUCGCAAAAAUAGGCGGCGGAAUUGAUGAGCCUUACCUUCCACAUGCAAAUAGAGGACUCAGGUAACGUUUGAUAGGUUAAUCAUGGUACCACUCAGUGGAAUGUGUGCACACUCUUCCUAAUUUUAAGAUACCUGACUGGUUAAACAGUACUGCAGAUGCAACAUACGUAAUACGUACUUGCCUUGGAUGCAUAUCAUGCUGUCCUGGCCCAAUCUCACAGAAACAACAUACUAUGCUUCUUAGUGCCAAAGGGUCUCCACUGUGACGCUUAUAUCUGUAAGGCCCGACGUCAACACACAUUCACAGUACAUCUUACAUUCAAAAACCCUUCAGUCUCGUAUCAUUUUGACAUCAAACAUCAUGUAAGGCUUUUUGGUUUUGUUGUGAUGGCCCAUUCAUUUUGUUGUGUGGAAUGUGAAGCACUUCUGUAACCAUUUGUCAUAUAGCAAUGUACGUCAAAUGUAGGUAUGUUUUUUCCUUCCCUUAGAAUUCACGAUUUUCAGUGUUCGAAGGUACAGCCAGUGUUUCCUGCUUUGUGUGACUUAAUUUAAAUACCAUGGUUGUCAGGACAAAGUUCUGCCGUAGUGAUCUUUUUAUGAUUCCUAGCCAAGGUGUAAUGCUAAGAUCCUUAAGAUCUUAUACGCUUACAUUGAUAUGUCAUUGAAUAUCAUAUAUUACAGAUGACAAUAUGUAGUUUUGUUUUCUAUAUUUACAAAAAUCACUGAUUUUGACCGUCUGAAGGUUUAGAAGAUGACUGUUCAAAAGAUUAAGGCUCUUUGACAUCACAUUGUACCCUCUAAUGUAUGUGCUGGGUAGAUCUCGUCAGUUCAAAGCUUUUACCUCAGUCGUUUUCCCCCCUCAGCAUCAGCCACAACAAAUACAACUGUGACAACAACAUGGCCCAUCAUUACUCUGCACUGCCAUGAUCCCUCGCACGUUUGUUCUGGUCCUGAGGGGGUGCGGCUGACAUGAGAGGCGCCUCAAGCUUUCACACCUAUUUUGUCUCCCGUUGCAUGAAUACGAUGUUUCUAGCUUUGAAUCUGCUUUGGACGAUGGAACUGUUCCUUGAAGUGGGACAAAGAACUGUGAAUGAAAAAAAAAAGUUGUAGCUUAUUACAGUGAGAUAAACUAGGCCUGCCCUGUCUCGAAAGGGUGGAAUUACUAUAUUGUACAAUUUACGCACAUUAUUUUUUUCUCUUUCUUUUUUGUUUUUGCUUAGCUCAUCAGUAGAGCGACUGGAAUAUGUUCAGAUUGGAGGGCGGGGCCCUCAUGGUUGGCAUCCCCUGGCUGUGUUUUAUUUGAAUUCAUGGUAGCUAUGGAAGUAAUAAAGCAAAAUCUUUUAGUUUCUUUUAUUUUUCACGUAUUGGAGAAAGCAGACAUUAAAGAAUUCCAAAUACAACCCAA
Pygocentrus nattereri (red-bellied piranha) is the source of this 3487-nucleotide messenger RNA. It is a transcript of the gene bnip3la, whose product is annotated as BCL2 interacting protein 3 like a. The record is from RefSeq and is a predicted model, not a curated record. Gene Ontology annotation, biological process: mitochondrial outer membrane permeabilization; positive regulation of apoptotic process; defense response to virus. The coding region runs from base 103 to 813 and encodes 236 amino acids. Lineage: Eukaryota; Metazoa; Chordata; Actinopteri; Characiformes; Serrasalmidae. Gene Ontology annotation, cellular component: mitochondrial envelope; nucleus; mitochondrial outer membrane. The transcript is spliced from 6 exons.